CGACUACGCAGGUUCCUCGAGCAUUCGUUUCUGUUCGCGGUUUUCGGUUGUGCGGUGGUAGAAAAUUCCGCUGGAGGAAGAGAUUUGCUUCAGAGGACAGGUUCAGUGCAUCGAAAAAAACACUUGAGAUAUCACCCUUGAAACUACUGUUUUGUAUUGAAUCCUGAAAAGGUUCAUCAUAUUAAACACUGGGGAAAAUGCAUUCUUUGUCUGUGAUGGAAUUUUUGAAAUAAUUGCAUAUUGGCACAUUUUAUCUGCUACUGGAUAUAAACAUCUUCUGUUCUGCUUCCAGUUUUGAAAGCAGCAUGGCAGGUUUUAAACGUGGAUAUGAUGGAAAAAUUGCUGGGCUAUAUGAUUUGGAUAAAACAUUGGGCAGGGGCCACUUUGCAGUUGUGAAACUUGCUCGCCACGUUUUCACUGGAGAAAAAGUAGCAGUGAAGGUCAUUGAUAAAACAAAAUUGGACACUGUAGCUACAGGGCACUUGUUCCAGGAGGUACGAUGCAUGAAACUUGUGCAACAUCCCAACAUUGUCCGUCUGUAUGAAGUGAUUGACACUCAAACCAAACUUUAUCUCAUUCUGGAAUUGGGAGAUGGAGGUGAUAUGUAUGAUUACAUCAUGAAACAUGAAGAUGGUCUUAGUGAAGAUUUAGCAAAGAAAUACUUUGCACAGAUAGUGCAUGCAAUAUCCUAUUGCCAUAAACUACAUGUUGUUCACAGAGACCUUAAGCCAGAAAAUGUGGUUUUCUUUGAACAACAAGGAAUUGUAAAACUUACAGAUUUUGGGUUUAGCAACAAGUUUCAACCUGGAAAGAAGUUAACAACAAGCUGUGGGUCUCUUGCGUAUUCUGCCCCAGAGAUUCUUCUCGGCGAUGAGUAUGACGCACCUGCAGUAGAUAUCUGGAGCCUGGGAGUUAUACUUUUCAUGUUGGUAUGUGGCCAACCUCCAUUUCAAGAGGCAAAUGACAGUGAGACACUUACCAUGAUUAUGGACUGCAAAUAUACAGUACCAUCCCAUAUAUCCAAAGAAUGCAAGGAUCUUAUUAAUCGGAUGCUGCAGAGGGAUCCUAAGCGAAGAGCUUCAUUGGAAGAGAUAGAGGACCACCCCUGGCUUCGAGGUAUUGAUCCCUCGCCUGCAACCAAGUGCAACAUCCCUCUCGUCUCUUACAAGAAUCUCUCUGAGGAGGAGCACAAUGGCAUUAUCCAACGCAUGGUGCUUGGUGAAAUAGCUGACCGAGAAACCAUUGUUGAGGCCUUGGAAAGUAACAAGUACAAUCACAUCACUGCCACUUACUUUUUGCUGGCUGAGAGGAUCUUAAAGGAAAAACAAGAAAAAGAAGUCAGGAACCGAUCUCCCAGUCCAAGCCAUAUCAAAGCUCAGUUCAGGCAGUCCUGGCCUACAAAAAUUGAUGUGCCUAAGGAUAUUGAAGACAUCACAGCAUCACCCAUCAUCCAUCCUGUCGUCUGUUCACCAGCUCGCACAGCAGAAUCUAUUAUUAAUGGGCACCGAAUGAAAUCUAACGAACCAGUAAAGAAAGAAGAGCCGUCAAUUGUUGGGUCAGCUGGAAAGACUGGUGCAAGCAGUAGGACAUGUCUGUUCAGAGUAGAGGAGGAUGAGGAGGAGGAUGAUGAUGACAAAAAAGCAGCUCCUCUUCCUACUCAAGUGGUUUUGCGACGUAAGCCUUCUAUAACAAAUCGGCUUACAACCAGAAAGAGUGCUCCUGUGCUUAAUCAGAUCUUCGAGGAGGGAGAAUCCGAUGAUGAUUUCGACAUGGAUGAAAACCUGCCUCCCAAACUCAGUCGGCUGAAGAUGAAUAUAGCUUCUCCAAGCACAGUACACAAACGGUACCACAAACGAAAAAAUCAAGGGCGGGGUUCAAGUUGCAGCAGCUCAGAAACUAGUGAUGAUGAUUCAGAGAGCCGCAGACUUCUGGACAAAGAUGGAGGAUUCACUUACUCCUGGCAUCGCCGUGACAGUGGCGAGGGACCUCCAGGAAGUGGAGGGGAUGGAAGCGGACAAGGCAAACCGAGUGAUGGUAAUGCCGGCCUUGACAAGAGCAGCUCCAGUGAUGGCAACAAAGGUGGGAGCAGUCCUUCCAAUGACUCCAGUGGGAGCACCAACAAUACAGGAACAACAACUCGCAGCUGUACAAGCCAAGGAUAUACAUCCCAGUCCAAAGCUGCGGAGGAUUUGAUGGAGAGUCUGAAGCUGAUGAGCCUCUGCCUGGGGUCACAAUGGCAUUGUGGAAAUGGCAGCAGGUACAUCAUUGAACCAACUUCAACGAUUUGCAUUCAUGAGAAAUCAACCUGGAAAAUGUGCAUCACUUCUAGCAAUAUUAUGGAGCGAGUUUCCCCCUCCUGCAGCAGGAACUUCUAUUCUAACCAAAUGGCUGACCUGCUGAAUGAGCUGGAAAUGUCAAAAGAGAACAACAUGAACUUGAAAAACAAUGUUCUACAGCUACCUCUCUGUGAGAAAACUAUUUCUGUGAAUAUUCAGCGAAACCCUAAGGACGGUUUGCUGUGUUCCUCCAGUCAGACCAGCUGCUGUCAAGUUAUUUAAAUAGUUUGAGUCUGUUCUAACUGUUGUCCUUGCUGGUUAUGGGUUGUGACUGACUUAGCACAGUGAAAUACCCUUUUUCAGUCUUGAACUUUUAAAUGGGCUUUGAGAGUUAUUUAUUGCUGUUUCGAAUUUUUGUUUAAUACCUUGACAAUGCAUGGUCUUUGUGCAUGCUGCUUGCUACUACUUUAAUUUCCCAACAAGAAAAACAUGAGCUGGGCAGAAUUUUAAUAUCUGUAUUAAUGUAAGAUUUUACCAUCACUUUUGUUGUGUUUAAUGAAGCUAAAUGCAAUUAAAAUAAACAGAGCACUUUGUAGCUCCAGAUAUAGCACUUAAGGGAGAAUCCAACAAAUCUGUUAUUUAAACCAUCUGAUCAAAAAAGGCAGGUUAACUGGCAUGCUCCAGUGCAUCUGACAGAAAAGAAUCAAAGCAAUAACUGAAAUAUUACAGCUCCUGUAUAAGAAUUUUUAAUAUUCCAAAGCUGAUGAACAGCUCUCUACAGUACAGCUGUUGCUGAGGAGUCAUAACAUUUAUGCAGUGAGGUCACAUCAGUACCAGUUGGUCUGCAUUGACUCAAACUCAGGAUCAGGCAAACAAACAGGAACUUAAGGUGCUAUAAAUGGACAGAGAUGGUGGUAAGUUAUUCUGUCACUGCUUAAGGCAUAAUGCUGCCCCUUUUAAUGGAGAAAGCACUAUAUUCAGUUAGCCUGUCUCUUAGUCUAGUUUGCAGUUGCUUGUUCUGUCAGCUUGAUGGGGUAAGCUAUGUGAUGUGACUGGAAAUAUGAAACAAAGUUGUAUUGUCUCUUGCUGUCCAAUAAGAUGUAACCUGUUGGGAGGACAAGUGUUAGUGUAUAUUUUUUAAAAAUAUGAAUUACAUGCUGCUUAUGUGUUGCAGUGUAAGGUUUGAAAUUCUGCCCACCUACUUCCUGUUGUUAAAGGGAAUGAUCUAUAGGUGUCUGCAGAUUAACAUUUCAACACCCCAGACAAAAAUUGAUGAUGAUCCGUAGUGGGGUGGUCAGUAGUGAUUGAAUCCAAAUAGAAAAUGGUUUGUAACUAGAACGUUUUACAGAGAUUGCCCACAGAAUGUUUUCUGUUAAAUUUAGUGGGGAGUAAAAAAAUUAAACCCUUUCUAAUCCAUCAAUGAACCAUCUGUGUUUCAAUAUGUAAUAGCUAUUGGAUUUACUGUCUUCAGGGUUGUCAUCCCUAACUUCAUGGACAUUGGAGAACUCUAAUUUUGCUUCCCUAUAAUGUAGAUCUGUGUGAUUUGCAGGAAAUAAACUUCCAGGCAGCCAAAGUCAUGGAAGCAUGCUCCAAAUGAAACACUGCCUUGGAAAUGGAGUGGGUUAGUCACUUACACAUGUAUCAGCAUUCCAGUUUUUAAUAAUCUGAUUUUAACUGUGGAGACAUAUAAAUAGUGAAGGAAUUCACAGCAGUUAUGUAGUUGCAGCUAAGUUAAUGUAUCAUUGUAAAUAGUUUGUAUUUUAUGAUGUAUAGCCUUGUGAUAGCACCUUUUAGAAUUCUCCUACCCUGUGCAUUUGUACAAGAACUGUAAAUAUUUGUGUAUACAUGGUACUGAGGGUAACAGCAGUGGCUAUGUACAGCUGUCAGUUGUAUUAGAUUAAUGUAGGUGGAAACACCCAAUGUUAAACAUGUAUGUAUUCUGGAUAGAGUUGUCCCAAGUAAUUGAUUGUGCAUGUGUUAUAUGUUGUGAUGCAUCGUUUGGUGCAAAGAACAGAAAGAGUAACCACUACUUUAUGAAUGUUAUUGGACCAAAUAAUGUAAUAGUCUAAAAACGUGGCAUCUCAUGCUCCAACCUGUCCUUAAAUUGAUAUAUUCACAUCUGAAUAAAAGUGUGGCUGACUUAUAAUCAA
Messenger RNA from Rhincodon typus (whale shark), 4426 nucleotides. It is a transcript of the gene snrka, whose product is annotated as SNF related kinase a. Gene Ontology annotation, molecular function: protein serine/threonine kinase activity; tau-protein kinase activity; ATP binding. The coding region runs from base 306 to 2558 and encodes 750 amino acids. Gene Ontology annotation, cellular component: spindle pole centrosome; spindle microtubule; cytoplasm. The transcript has 7 exons. NCBI's taxonomy places the organism in Eukaryota, Metazoa, Chordata, Chondrichthyes, Orectolobiformes, Rhincodontidae. The record is from RefSeq and is a predicted model, not a curated record. Gene Ontology annotation, biological process: intracellular signal transduction; mitotic spindle organization; protein phosphorylation.